AUGGAACCUGACAGCGCAAACGACUCUGCUGAGUGGCGAGCAAGGAAGAGACUGAGGACGUCGCAUGCAUGCGAUGCUUGCCGUACCCGCAAGACAAGGUUGGAUCCUGCUGCAAGAGCCUCAUUGCGUAGCUUGGCUGAUAAGAAGAUAGGUGUGAUGGAAAUCAUCCUUGCGCGACGUGUGCGGCGAUCAACCAUGAUUGUACCUAUGGAUCUGAAGCCAACUCGUAAGCCCCACGUCCAGUACCUGUCGAUCGGUAGGGAACUAACUCUUGUCAGGAGAAGCAAGAACGAUCUUAUCCUAGAGAGUGUUUUGAGAGUCGAGAGAACUCUGCAUGAGCUGAGAUCCACUAUCCCAGCAAACAUCCAACUAGGCUGUCAGCAUCAAUCUCAAAACUCACCUCAAACUCAUCGCACCAAUUCAUUUUCUGGUUCAUCGCCAGAUCUCAAUCUUCGCCGUCAAAGCCAUGCCAUUCAAACACCUAACAGUCAGGAUCAGCGUGAGAGUGUGAACAACUUUGAAAAUGCGGUGCUGGACUCCAUGCACACCUCCACAACCGAAUCGAUCCUCCAAUGGCCACAUUUUGACGUGUUUCCACUCCUUCGACAUGAUGGGGAGUCGAUCUUUUACUUGGAGCAAUCGCGUACUCCACUAAUAAUUGCACCCAAUCCUAUGUAUCCAUACGUUGACGCAGAGGAUAUUACUUCCAUGCUUGAAGCAUUCGAACGCAACGUCAACUUCUGGUAUCCUUCCAUGUCUCAGGAACAACUCAAUAGUAUUAGAACGACGCUUCAAAACGGGAUGCCUGCUGAAGAUACCGUGCAUUCCUGUCUAUGCUUACUCACGUUGGCUUUGGGUUGUGCAAGCCAGGCUGCAGAGGACCUGCGAUUCACAACAGAGCCGGACGCUUCAGAGAAGGAUAGAAGACUUCGAAAAAGAAAGCUGGGAGAUAUUUACUUUCACUUGGCGUUAAAGAAGCUUCAUGUUGUACAUCUGCAGGUUGACUCACAAAGCACGCAAUGCCUCUUCUUCACAGCUCUUUACUUUGCUUCGCUAGUUAGACCACUCCAGGCGUGGGAAUACCUCAGUGCUACGGCCACAAGAUGCAUGCUUCUGCUCUCAUAUCCAACCAGUAAACAUGACACCGAUUCCGAAGAGCGGAUCAGAAGGAUAUUUUGGUCUUGCUAUAUACUGGAGAGUGAUUAUAUGGCUGAGUUAUCGGCAUGUCCUCCUUCUGGGAUCGCCCGUGUUGAAUCAUCCGUCCAGCUACCAAGUACAUAUCACACCCAUACAUCCGAUGUCGUGGAAGAAGAGUCUUCUCUCUAUUUCCUCGCCUGUAUAAGCAUGCGACGCCUGCUUAACAGAGUCCAUCAGCUUCUAUAUGCGAGAGAUACAGGCGCUGCAUUCGACCAUACUCGCUUCCCCAGGAUCGUCGCUGAACUCCAGCGCCAACUGGAUGAUUGGCGUGACGUCCUGCCAGCAUCGUUCUCGUUCAGCGUUGAUACCGAGGAGGUAGCAACGGCAGCUGGUGGAUUUCUUCGACAACGAUAUCUCACCUGCAAAGGAGUUAUCUAUCGACCGUAUCUUAUGUGGAUACUCAGCAGCAGUUAUGCCGAUGCCUCUACUUCGGCUGUCGCCCCUUCGAUACCAGAUGUGAUGAACAACUGCAAACUUUGUCUUGACGCUUGUUUACUACAUGCACUAGACCUGAGAGGCUUCCCUCAAACGGUCUUAGUUGACACAUGGAUAUGCUCACUAUCUAUGUCUGGCGCCAUGCUGAUACUACUGGCAGCAUCGCACGUACCUGCACUGAAGGAGUUCAUUGGUAAUCGCGCCACUCUUGUGGGGAGCCAUCUCGAAAGGCUGUUCAGGACCUGGCGUGAUGUUUCGUUUGGGGGUGACUCGCCGAGUGUUGAUCGCAGUAUGUGGCUUAUACAGCAGGCGGAUAGCUACAUCAGAGGGUGUUAUUAA
This is a messenger RNA of Fusarium sp. VM40, 1971 nucleotides long. Lineage: Eukaryota; Fungi; Ascomycota; Sordariomycetes; Hypocreales; Nectriaceae. The record is from the annotation of a GenBank genome assembly.